Schizophyllum commune H4-8 is the source of this 1398-nucleotide messenger RNA. RefSeq lists its product as uncharacterized. NCBI's taxonomy places the organism in Eukaryota, Fungi, Basidiomycota, Agaricomycetes, Agaricales, Schizophyllaceae. Bases 1 to 1398 code for a protein of 465 amino acids. The record is from RefSeq and is a predicted model, not a curated record. The transcript has 13 exons.
AUGCUGCUGAGGUGCCACUUCUCACUGGCGCCUAGUCGCCAAUGGUCGUUGAACCGCAUCCAUAUCGAGAUUAUUAUCCCUGUCCUCUAUCGUCUCAUUCCCGACGCCAUGCCUGCGCGAUGCAAGUUCAUCUCCCGAAUCAGGCAAUUAUGGACUGUUCAUAUAAUGCCGUCUCAUCGCCCCUCUGAUACCCCAUCUACGGGCAAUGGCUUGCGCUUUGCAGCGCAAGCGGCGAUUGCCUCUCCGUGUUUGAUGCCGAGCGUGGAGGGAGGUCAAAACCGGGGAGGAGAUGACGCGGAUUUGGAUAUAGCGCGGAACAGGCAUGUUCACCCGCCCGGUAGAGACGAGGCUCAAGAGAUCGGUUCACCAAACUCGAUCCUUUCCGAGGAGCGAGGGAAUCAAGACCAGGGAGGACAGGGCGUGGUUUCGGGAGGCGCAUUGAGCGGCGAUGUUUUCGUCCUUAUCGGCAUGCGAAGCCCAUGGCAGGCUAUAGCACCGGGGCUCGCCCCCGAUCCUCGCUGGACUGAAGCCCUGAGGCGGCUUCUAUUUAGUCAACCUAGAGUGCCGAACAGCUUCGACGCAGAUGACUGCGAGUCACGGAUUGAAGCCACCGGCGGCGAAGUCGACAAGCCGGUGCAGGACGUUCGAUUCCCAACCCCGACCCCACCGCGUUCAAUCACGCGGAUACGAUUCAGCACAGAGACACAACUCCACGGUCUCUGGCUCGUCCUUGUGGUAACCUUCAACGAGAUUAUGACGACACUGAACCUCCGCGCUGCCCUUUCACGGCUCGCGAAGGUCGACACGUCAGCCGUGCCGCGAAGUUCUUUCGUUCGGUGCCACAAUUCUCCCGAGGGGUUUAUAAGGGUCGAGGAGUGCACUUAUCGCUCAAGCGAAUAUUCUCUGAACACGCUCUUCCUCUCACCAAAGCUGCAAAUUUUUAGCAUUCUGAUUAUCAGUCGCACGAUGCUCUCGAGGGGCCACUUCACGACGGCGUUCAGUCGUCUCAAUCCAUCGAAUUUCAUCCAUGAUGAAAACAUCAUUAUUCCUGCGCAUGCGCACGCGAGAUCUAUAGUCCAACAAGUCAUGAGCCCCAGCCCCAGGCCUGAGUCGUAUCGCGGAUGGAUCAGCAGGAACGAUGGUAGUUCCUUCGAUCCCGAACCUGAAUCGCAAACACUGGUCACCAACCCCGAUGAUCCCAUCGGCGGGUUGUUGACCGGCUGGUUGUCGAGCUAUCAGUGCGGCGUGGGCCGCCCUCGACCGUCGCCGCCGAUGCUCAAGGAAGUGGCAAGCUCAACGGCUCGCCAGGCCACGCUUCAGAAGAUCACGGAGCUCAUGGGAGCUAUCAAGGAUUUCCAAUGUCAUCGCUUCUCUAACGACGACGAGCAGUACAUCUGA